CGGCUGAAGGGAGGCGCCUUCAGAUCCAGAGACGCAGCUUCACCACCGAGCUCUGCUGAUAUGGAGGAGCUCAGGCUGAGUCUGGAGGACCAUGGCCGUGUUUUGGUUGGGAUCUGGAUGUGCUGGAGCCCAGUUAACCCCUCCUGAAGCCUGGUAAACCCUUCAUGAAGCCCUGUUAACCCUUUCCUGAGCCUGGCUGGAGCUGGAGAGAGGAGAAGACAAGGGAUGCAUCCUCUUCUGCUGUGUGGACUCUUGCCAGUGGUGUCCAAUGGCGAGCAACAUGGACAACAACAGAUCCAGAUCAGGUCUGAUUUUGGAUUUUGGGAACCAGAGCGGUGUGGUGGCCGGCGGUCCGGUGAAGGGUUCUGGGGGGAGCACGGUUCUGCACGGGGUGGCAGUGGCCGCUCAGGCCCUCUUGCUUCUGGCCAUCUUUCUGCUGUCCAGCUUGGGCAAUUCGGUCGUGGUGAUGGUCAUCAUCAAGCACAGGCAGUUGAGGACAGUGACCAACGCUUUCAUCAUGUCCCUGUCUUUGUCUGACUUCCUCACGGCCGUCCUGUGCUUGCCGUUUUCCUUCAUGAUGCUUUUCAGCAAGGACGGCACCUGGAUGUUUGGGGACCCCUUCUGCGUGGCCAAUGGCUUCUUCAACACCUGCUUUGGCAUCAUCUCUACGUUGACCAUGACCCUGAUUUCGUUCGACCGCUACUACGCAAUAGUGCGGCAGCCACAGGAGAAAAUUGGUAGAAAGAAGGCCAUGCAGUUGCUGGUGGCGGUGUGGCUGUCCGCCGUGGUCUUCUCCUUCCCUUGGUACCUUUUUUUCUGGACGUCAGACCACCACCUAGUGGUCCACAAGCCUGGCUUCUACCACUGCAUGUACGUUUUCCACUCUGGAAGCUCGAGAAUGGGGACGGGCUACAGCGUGGCCUUGAUAGUGGUGUGUUACCUCCUCCCUUUCGCCCUCAUGUGCUUCUGCCACUACAACAUCUGCAAGACGGUAAGACUCUCCGAGAUCAGGGUACGACCGGUGACGACUUACGCCCACCUGCUGCGCUUCUACAGCGAGAUGAGGACGGCCACCACGGUCCUCAUCAUGAUUGUCUUCAUCAUCUUCUGCUGGGGGCCGUACUGCCUGAUGGGAAUAGUCACAGCAGUCGGAGACUUCACCUUCAACCCGGCCAUGGACACCGUGGCCAUGUGGAUGGCGUGGGCCAACGGCGCCAUCAACCCGUUAAUCUAUGCCAUUAGGAACCCCAACAUAUCCAUGCUUCUGGGAAGAAGCAGGGAGGAAGGCUAUAGGACUAGAAACAUCGCGGCUUACCUCUCGAGAACGAGAGCUGACCGGAUAAGAGACCGUACCCGUCCGGACAGGAUCAGAGACCGUUACGCCAGCCGCCACGGUGCAGGAAGUCGCGUGUCUUCCUCCAGCCCUGCCAACGGUGGCGAGGUGGCGAUGUGGGCCUGCAAAAACCCGGCAGUCUUCUUCUGCAGGGACGGCCAGCCAGACACCGUCACCGAAGCAGCUGUGCAAAAGGCCGAGACGGCCAACACCAGCUUGUGAUUGGUUUCUUUACCUUGUUUUACUCUUUUCCAGGACUUCAGGGUUCUUUAAUUGGUUUAAUAGGUUAUUUGGGUGAUGUCUUAGAACCGGAAGUCUUUCAAUCUGGGACUGGGAACAGUGGAACAGUGUUUGGUCACUCUAGUUGAUCUAGUUAACCAGUUGGUUCAGUUGGAUCAAUUGGCCAACAAUUAUUAUAAAUCUACAACAGAAAACAAACUGGGCCUAUAUUUGAAGACCUCUUCCAUAGAAGAACCACCUUUGGUUCCCACUCAAGUGGUGCUCAAAGCACUCAAAGCUGUGUUUCUGUUGAAAAUACAAAAAUUAUAUACAUUUUAGUUGCUUUAACAUCAUUUGAAGGUAAAACCUAUUUUCAGGUACAAAUCUCUUUUAUUUCCUUUUUCGGACAUGUUUAGACAUCUAGGGCACUCCUAAAAAGACCCACGGAAAGCUGUGUUAAAGCAUUGAUUCUCAAAGCAGCUUUUAAAAGUGCAAAGUGGUUCUUGGAAUAAUUAAUACAUUGGUGGAGAUUAUUAGCAUUAAAUAGAGUUGAUAGGUUCUUUAAAACUUUUUUUCAAACAUGGUUCUUUAAGACAGACCUUAAGAGACCCCAAGAUAGUUCUAUAAAAAUCUGGUUCUUAAACCAGUUCAACUACAGUUAAGGUGAGAAAGGUUCACAAUCAGGUGCACAAACCAGAAUAGAACCUGUUCCACAUUGGUGGAAAUUAGCUGUACAGCUCUGGAAAAAGAAAAAUAUGAGUCCACUUCAGUUUCUGAAUCAGUUUCUCUGAUUUAGCUAUUUAUAGGUUUGUAUUUGAGUAAAAUGAACAUUGUUGUUUUAUUCUAUAAACUACAGACAACAUUUCUCCCAAAUUACAAAUAAAAAUAUUCUCAUUUAGAGCAUUUAUUUACAGAAAAUGAGAAAUGUCUGAAAUAACAAAAAAAAAGAUGCAGAGCUUUCAGACCUCAACUAAUGCAAAGAAAAAAAAACAGUUCAUAUUCAUAAAGUUUUAAGAGUUCAGAAAUCAAUAUUUGGUGGAAUAACCCUGUUUUUUAAUCACAGUUUUUUUUCAUGCAUCUUGGCAUCAUGUUCUCCUCCUCCACCAGUCUUACACACUGCUUUUGGAUAACUUUAUGCUGCUUUACUCCUGGUGUAAAAAUUCAAGCAGUUCAGUUUGGUGGUUUGAUGGCUUGUGAUCAUCCAUCUUCCUCUUGAUUAUAUUCCAGAGGUUUUUAAUCUGGUAAAAUCAAAGAAAAUCAGCAACGGUCUGUUAUUUUUUCCUAGAGCUGUAUGUGUUGAAAGUUGGGUUGGACUCAAAGGUUUUGAGAACCUUUCAGUAUGUUCUAAACACACAUACAUUAAAUAAGAGAACUAAGAGAACUACUCUACCUUAACUAAGUGUUAAGGUAGAGAUCUUUAAAUCUCCUUUUUUGACCAUGGUUCCUCAGGGCAGUACCCAUAAAAAGUGUUUUAUACUAAAGUAUAUAACGUUUCUUUAAACAAAAUUUGCAGGGUUUAGAACCUCCACUGUAUGAGUUAUGCUUUGGGUAAACUGGUUUGAGAACCACUUAAAUAGUUAAAAUUGCUUUUAUAAAUCAGAUACAUGCGUUUGAAGAACAUUUUUAGAGUGUAAAUGUUCUAGAAACAAAAAAAAAUCCCUAAAAAUCCCUAAAAUUGGUGAACCAAAAGUGGUUCUUCUGUGGCAUCACUUAAAGAACACUAUGAUUUCCUCGGAUUUAUUCACUCUGGUUUUAUUAUAAGUGAGCAGAAGAAUUAAAUAACUGCUCCACAAAUUCAUCCACGUCAACAGAUGUUCAUUAUUAUUUUAUUUUUUUAAUUGUUCAUUUUAUUAUUAUUUAUUAUGGGAUUGAAAGGUGCACAGAUUCAGGGCCAGUGUUUAGACUAAACUCCAGUGCUAAUGAUAAAUCAGUAUUCACCUUGUUCAGUGGCUUGAACUUUUAUUUUAUUCUAUAAUUCUAUCAGCAUACAGCUCUUGAAAAAAAAUAAGAGACCACUUAAAAUGAUGAGUUUCUUUGAUUUUACCAAAUUGAAAACCUCUGGAAUAUAAUCAAGAGGAAGAUGGAUGAUCACAAACCAUCAAACCACCAAACUGAACUGCUUGAAUUUUUGCACCAGGAGUAAAGCAGCAUCAAGUUAUCCAAAAGCAGUGUGUAAGACUGGUGGAGGAGAACAUGAUGCCAAGAUGCAUGAAAAAAGCUCUGCAUCUUUUUUGUUAUUUCAGCCAUUUCUCAUUUUCUGUAAAUAAAUGCUCUAAAUGAGAAUAUUUUUAUUUGGAAUUUGGGAGAAAUGUUGUCUGUAGUUUAUAGAAUAAAACAAUAAUGUUCAUUUUACUCAAACAUAAACCUAUAAAUAGCAAAAUCAGAGAAACUGAUUCAGAAACUGAAGGGAUCUCUUCAUUUUUUUCAGAGCUGAAUGUAAGAACUGGCCUGUUAAUUAACUUAAUUAGUUGAAUCAGGUUGUUUUACAGCAGAAAAUUGCUGGAAAUGUGCACAAAAUACAGUGUUCUGAGGUUCUCCAGUACUAGGAAUGGGAAAUCAGAUUUACACAGCAGUGCAGUCCAUUGGAAACCUGAAGAUAGUUCAUGUUUUUGGUCUUUUUUUAGCUAACAGGUAUAACAGUUUAUAAUUGCUGGGUUUAGGUAAUGGUAAUUGGAAAUGGAAACACUGGCCCAGGUCUUGUCUUAAAGAGGAAUUCAACUGAUUUUACAAUAGUUCAAAUGUACUGAAUUUGUUUAUACUUUAGGAAAUUGGAAAAAUCAGUGGAUUUCCCCUUGGUCUUUACUGUAUGUUAUCUGUAUGUUAUUUGGUAAGAUUUGGUAAGUGCCAAAAUGCAUUUAAACACUGUGGGGGAAAAAUGAAAAGAAAAUUAAGAGUGAAGUUUUUGCCUGUGCCAUUUUAUUAAUCUUAAAGUCUAUCUGAGAACUGCUUGGUCAUCAGAAGCGAAUAUAUAAGAAACAGAGGAAUUGAAAAAAUUUAAUGUAUUAACUGGUUUGUUUGUCUCCAUAUUAAACAAAGAUAUAUUUAUUUAUUUGUCAUUUAUGCCCCAUUCCAUUAGAGAAGUACUACAGUGUCCAAAUGCCUCAAAUACCUAGUUGUUGUGGAGACAACGUACAAUGUAACAUAAUUGCAAAGAGGUCAUGCUGCUUCUCCAUCAGCAGCCGGAGUCUGAGAGAGAGAGAGAGAGAGAGAGAGAGAGUACAGUAGGUCAUGCUGUUUCUCCAUCAGCAGCCGGAGUCUGAGAGAGAGAGAGAGAGAGAGAGAGAGAGAGAGUACAGUAGGUCAUGCUGUUUCUCCAUCAGCAGCCGGAGUCUGAGAGAGAGAGAGAGUACAGUAGGUCAUGCUGCUUCUCCAUCAGCAGCCGGAGUCUGAGAGAGAGAGAGAGAGAGAUUACAGUAGAUUAUGCAGUUUCUCCAUCAGCAGCUGGAGUCUGAGAGAGAGAG
Astyanax mexicanus (Mexican tetra) is the source of this 5013-nucleotide messenger RNA. Its product is annotated as G-protein coupled receptor 135. Lineage: Eukaryota; Metazoa; Chordata; Actinopteri; Characiformes; Acestrorhamphidae. Gene Ontology annotation, biological process: G protein-coupled receptor signaling pathway. The transcript is spliced from 2 exons. The coding region runs from base 269 to 1555 and encodes 428 amino acids. Gene Ontology annotation, molecular function: G protein-coupled receptor activity. The record is from RefSeq and is a predicted model, not a curated record. Gene Ontology annotation, cellular component: membrane.